UUUUCUUUAUUUUUAUUUUUCUUUCCAAACAAACCCUACUUCUAAACCCUCCGCUUCUCUCCACGAAGUCGGACUGCAAAAAGUCGACCUCAUCGGAAACUUCUCACAGAUCAUUCCAUUCCGAACCCUACAACACUGAAUAUUGAAGAGAGAGAGAGAGAGAGAGAGAGAGAGAGAGAGAGAGAGAGAGAGAGAUGUCAUUCAGAUCGAGGGAAAUGAUGAAGAAGAUAAUGAAGAAGAUCGGAGGGGAGAGCAAUUUGGGUCCUGGAGUGAAGGAAUCACUGGAGAAAUGCAUACCCAAAAGCAAAGUCGUCAUGGGUAGAGCCCAACGCGGCCUCUUCGCCGGCCGUCACAUUCAGUUCGGCAACCGCGUCAGCGAAGACGGUGGCAACAAGACAAGGAGAAACUGGAAACCCAACGUACAGGAUAAGCGACUCUUCAGUUAUAUCCAUGAUCGGCACAUCCGAGUAAAAGUCACAACCCACGCCCUACGAUGCAUAGACAAAGCAGGUGGGAUCGAUGAGUACUUGCUAAAGACACCAUACCACAAGAUGGACACAGAGAUGGGUCUCUUCUGGAAAGCCAAGGUCGAGAAGAUGUACGAAGAGAUAGGGGAGAUGGAGGUGGUUUUCUUUUCACCCGAAGACGAAGCCAAGUUUGAAGAGCAGUUUAAAGAACAAAAAUUCGCUGAGAGGGCAGCUCGUAGGGAAGCAAGAAGAAAGAUGUAUGGAUGGUCAGGGAAAGAGAAACAGAUCGAGGAAGGAAGAGUAGGUGGUGAAGAGACGGAUAGGGAGGAAUCACAUGGUGGUUUUCCUGAGCAGUUGGUUGCUAAUUCUUGAGUGCAAGUUGUUCGGCUUUUUGUUAGCUUGUGUUUGGGACAUUGAUUUGUAGAGGCCAGAGGAAAUUUUAACAAAAUGAAGCGGAGAAGCAACGUUCCCAUAGUGUUUUGCUCUUCGUUGGUGUAUUUCUUCUCAUAUUCAUUAUCCGAACAUAGCCUCGUUUCAAUGUCAGAUUAUGCAGUUUUGUUA
This is a messenger RNA of Rhododendron vialii, 1028 nucleotides long. RefSeq lists its product as uncharacterized. The coding region runs from base 195 to 839 and encodes 214 amino acids. The record is from RefSeq and is a predicted model, not a curated record. Gene Ontology annotation, cellular component: mitochondrial large ribosomal subunit. Gene Ontology annotation, molecular function: structural constituent of ribosome. The transcript is spliced from 2 exons. NCBI's taxonomy places the organism in Eukaryota, Viridiplantae, Streptophyta, Magnoliopsida, Ericales, Ericaceae.